Molecule: messenger RNA, 2350 nt
Organism: Balaenoptera musculus (blue whale)
Lineage: Eukaryota; Metazoa; Chordata; Mammalia; Artiodactyla; Balaenopteridae
Gene: H1-6
Product: H1.6 linker histone, cluster member
Exons: 1
Coding region: 779-1417 (212 amino acids)
Biological process (GO): nucleosome assembly
Cellular component (GO): nucleosome
Molecular function (GO): structural constituent of chromatin; DNA binding
Source: RefSeq, a predicted model, not a curated record
AAUGAAACCAGAAGCAAAACUCAGUUCAAGAUGCCCUCCACAAGGGGGACCUGAUUUUGGCCAAGCAGAUUAUCAUGUGUGAGAUCCACGUAAUUUACUCCAUGCUUGAGGGUCUGCUAUCAAGCCUUAGGGACUGAGAAGUGGUUUUAGUCACAAGCAAUCCACAUGCCUGUAGAUCAUCGUUUAUUAGAUUGUUUGCCCAAAUGAGGUGUCAUCCUGAAGUUUUUUGACAAUUCUAAAAGCAUCUUCCAACUUUGCAGUGAGACAUCUAAGAUAUCUGUGUUGCUUCCCUCAUAUACAUAAAUAUUUUUCAAUAAAAAUCAGGGCGUGAAUAAUUUAUUUUCUCCACCAACUGAAAGCCAACCAUUUGGAAGACCACUUAAAAGAGAUGAGAUAAGUCAUUCAGUAAAAAUUACUUUUAUAUUUACACGGAAAAGAGGAAGUUUUGUUCUUCCCUUUGAAUUUUGUUGAAACUCGAGGGCUUUAUUGAAUAGUUUUGGCAUGCAGGGUCAUUUUUCAUUAAAAGGCGAAAAGGCAUCUGAAAUCUGUAUCUCUAUGGAUUAUUCGUCAGUGGAACCAGGGCGAUUCCGUGCAGAGGGUAUUCGAGGCGUUCAACUUUUGGGAGUGAAACAAACACAAAUGCUCCUUCCCCAAGGGGCGGGGGCGGUGCCUGAGCGACGCACCAAUCACAGCGCGCCCUGCCCUAUAUAAGGCCCUGAGGCCCGUGCAGCAGUUUACGCUACUUGCUAGGUGGUACUUAUUCCUCUACUCUAAGGCAAUGUCUGAGAUGGUACGUGCUGCUCUAGCGGACUCGGUUCCACCGUCCAUCGAGAAACGUCCCCCCAAAAAGCGGGGCAAGAAGCCGGUUGGCUUGAAGGGUGAAAGUCACAAGACCACAAGCGCCUCAUUGUCCAAGUUGAUUAUCGAGGCCCUUUCUAUUUCUCAAGAGAGAGCUGGCAUGUCUUUGGCAGCGCUGAAAAAGGCGCUAGCAGCCGUGGGCUAUGACGUGGAGAAGAACAACAGCCGCAUCAAGCUGGGUCUCAAGAGCCUGGUUAGCAAAGGAAUUCUGGUGCAGACCAGGGGUACCGGUGCUUCCGGCUCUUUCAAGCUCAGCAAGAAGGUUGCCACUGAGCCCACCAAGGGAAAGGUCAAGAAGCCUGCUUCUACCAAGACGAAGAAGCGGGUUUUGGCUAGAGACUCCAAGGCUCCACAGAAAGCUAAGACCAACAAAAGAGCAAAGACGCCGAGGACAACAAUGGCUGAGAAAGCUGGUAAGAGUGGCAGAAAAGCUAAAGGCGCCAAGGGCAAACAACAACAGGAAAGUCCAGCGAAGGCCAGAGCAGGGAAGCCGAAGGCUGGGAAUUCUAAACUGACCCAGUCGAAGUCUAAUCCGAGGAAAGCAACAACCAAGAAGUAAAAUUUCUGCAACGGCCAGUUUAAAUAGAACCCAAAGGCUCUUUUAAGAGCCACCCAAAUGAUUUUAAGAGGGUGUAACAUUGCGUUUUCAGAAGACUCCGGAAGAAAAGACUAUUCGUCAACCUUAUCGCUUGCAAAUAAGCAAGUUUGUGAUGCGGUGAUAGUGUCUUGUCAGACAAACGGUACAGACUCUGAAGAGCUUCAGAUACUUAAUGGUAUGCUGACUGCCCAGUUCCAGAAAGUUAGGUUGUCCAUCCUAAUAAAAAUAAGGCACAUUCCUUGUAUGUAAGUUCCUAAAUGCUUAGAGAAGUGCUGGAUUUUAAGUCUAGAGAGGAGAGGAGAUCAGCUCCGUGCCCAACCAUACCUGACCAUGUCUUUUCACCUAAUGCUACUCUAGUAUAUGAUUUAAUGUGCCUUUCCAUGUAAGAUUUCUGAGCUCAGUCUCCAUGGACUUUACAGGGGUUAAUAUACAGAAACCAAGGUCUCAAUUUGGAUUAGUGAGAAGUUUACUUCUCGUUAAACAUUUUUCUUUCCACUAUGAGUGAUUAGUUGUGUAAAUCACAGAUGUUUCCGUUUUACAUUUGCAAGAAUAUUGAAAUGCCUUUCACCUUCAUUAGUUUGCAAGUAGUUACCAGAUGACUUUAUAUAUUAAGCACAUACUGUUACAUUAAAAUUUGGUUUGAUAAUAUAAUUAGUCUUAAUAUAAUUGUUCUCUAUUUAUGAAGAGAAUGAUAGGCUUGUUCAGAUUGUGCUACACAGGCUGAGAAAUGUUAACUCUAAAACGUGUAUGGAGAUGUUGGAGGUUCAAAUAUUAGGGUGUGACCUUUAAAUCACAAACCUGCUUGUACUAGGAAACGCUCAGGGUCGGAGUUAAAGCAUCUUUUUCGCUUUAAACAGUUUAGUUUGUUUUCACUUAGUUUGUAAUUUAGCAUUC